AUGGACCGGCAGACAGCCGCCAUCGACUCUUCGUCUCUGGGCUGUUUGUUUCCGACCUUGAGGCUUCACAGAGGUCCAGAUGCGGAUGCUCCGGGCAGGGGCUGCGAUGGCUGCGAAGGCUUCGCCCCGUACGACCUCCUCAUGUACCUCGGCGCAUGUCAGCGCUUGCAUGGACUUUCGGCCAACUCUAUUGCCGUUCUUGAGCGCGGCUUGGUUGCGAAGUGGCUAGUGCAGGAGCUGCUGAACUGGCGCCUGCUCUCGCGCCACACACGCAGCCCCAAGGCCUGCCGUCCGAUGGUGUCCGUUGCCUCCCUCCACGUCUUUCUUGGAGACCCCGGCUUGAAGCUGUCAAUGUGCCGCGAGGUCUUGAUAGACCACGUGGCCGAGAUGGGCCGCAUGGACAGGCUCGGAAAGGGUUGUGCGAAGUAG
Symbiodinium sp. CCMP2592 is the source of this 429-nucleotide messenger RNA. NCBI's taxonomy places the organism in Eukaryota, Dinophyceae, Suessiales, Symbiodiniaceae. The record is from the annotation of a GenBank genome assembly.